UCCUCCUCAGGUCAGUGUGUAAAUUUGAUCUGAACCGAGUGCUCGGUGGUCUUGGUGAGGUUGUGCCGGUCUGCUCGGUGAGGCUGGGCCGGUUUACAUGAUGUCAACAAGUGACGCAGCUCAGUGUGAGCUCAGCGCGGAGACGCCUCAUUCCGGAGCAGCAGGAGCGCGGACAGCAGCUUCACGAAAUCAAAAGUAUGAACGUUUGUGCCGGGAGAAUCAGCGUCCUGAUCAGCGUCCAAUCGGUCGACAGAGUUUCCCGUCGGCCACCACGCAGGAAGCAGAACACACAGGUCUGAUCCUAUCAGACGUCUCCGUCAGAAGUGAAGACACUCCUCAGCAGCCUGUCAGUCCCUCGUUCACUUCCUGUCUGUUCCUACGACUCUGCAGCCGGCCUGACCUCAGAGCCAAUGAGAAUCCAGAACUGAGUCUGCACAGGUUAACAAGGAAGGCUGACGGCGGCUGCUGUCAGAACAAAGGACAGACAUCAGAAUCUGGCUUGUCUGUGAGAAUCUUCAGUGGCUCGUCAUCGUCUGGAGGAAAACUGUUUACAGACAGAAAGAAUGACGAUGGGAUCUCAUUGAAUUCCAAAGAACUGGAGACUAAUAGGGACUACAGUAGUGUCUCAAAUAAAGAGUCUGAUACUCAAACAGAUCCUGAGGAACGGUACAAGCCUCCCAGCACCAUGUUAUCUUCCAGUGUGGUGACGGUUCUUGCUCCUCACUGGAGCAGCAGACUGAGAAGAAACCGAAGAUUUGAGGGAACGAGCAAUCCUGAGGCUCUGGGAAGUUUACAGGAUGUGACCAAAUCUGCAACAAACUGCGCACAUGAAUGGUAUCAGGAGACUGCAGACAGGUCAUUGACGGACAGAUCGCAGGAAUCUUUAAGGGUUCCGUUUCAUGGUACCAGGAGGAACACUGAGGACUGGUCAACUAAGAGUGGUCCUGCAAGUUUGGACUAUGGAUGUAAGAGGAAGAUGAUUCACACCGUCUCUUUGGAUGUAAAUUCUGGACGUUUCGACAAUAGAAAAAUAGAUGCAGCUGCUUCGAGUCCUCUAGCAACAACUUCAUCCCCCCAAUCUCCCCUUUCCCUUCAACCACAUGUUCAAAGGAGGAACCAGCAAACUAAGAAUCAAGAUGGACUGCCAUCCUUAAGCUCAAAGCCAACAACGAGCAGUCUUCUUCUGUCUUUAAGAAGAUCCAGCAGCAGGAUCUCUUAUGCAGCCUCCCCCCUCUCAAAGAUAAACCCAGCAUCAAGUGAUCAGAAAGGAAAAUUAUUCCCAACUCGCCUUUCUCAAACUCUCCAUAACAAAAAUGACCACAACAAAUUAAAGCCCCUCCAAUCUCCAUCUUCCAUUUCUUGUAAAACAACUGAAACGGCCCCCCUUCUUUUCUCCAAUCAAGAAGAAAGGACGGUGUUCGAAACACAAUUAUUUUCUGCUUCACCGAUAAAAAGAGAUGCAGAAGAUGCAUCCUUUACCCAACAAGCCCAAACAGUCACCAGGGCCCAGUCCAAUCUUUUAUGCUCCAAACAGGCUAUUCUGAGCAGAGGAUUGCCAGACAGGCAACAAAGCUUCAGGGGUUCAGACACAAACUUAUUCUCAGAGAGCUAUGGCUCCUCUCCCAGACAGUCAUACGACCGCUCUAUCUGCCUCCACCCUCGUAGAACCACCCUGACAUCCACUUCCUGGUGGAAACAAGUUUCUCAGGAAGGCAGUUCCCCUCUGAAGCUCAACGAUACGAGUGUCAAAGACAAGCGGAACACACCCUUUGCUCCACCCAAUAAUAAUAAUAGUGACUUGGCCUCUGCAAGUCCAACUGACAUCAAAAGAUGUAAUAGGCAAAUUGCCAAUAACAGAGACAACAAUAACACAACAGAGUCCUUCUGCAAAGGCAACAUGAACCUUUUAAUGAAGCCACAGGGAGGAUCCCAGAGCAUCAAACAGAGAAUCUUGGAGCAUUCACCUGAACAUGAUUCAGACAAGCUUGUCAAACAGCAAAGUGAAUCCAGUGUAAACAACAGAGGACCACAAAAGCCUCAGAGUUUGCCUAAUGUUUUUCUUAGUUCUAAAAUUAACAGAUCUACACCACAAAAAACACUGAGUCAUCCUAAAGAUCUCAGAGAGUGUGAUGUAAGUGAUAGCUCAUUUACAGCCACACCAUCUACUGUGCUAAAUCCCAAAAGCUUAAAUUCACCCCCUGAGAGCACCAGUAAAUACAAAAACAACCUAACCCUCACAUCUCCAUACAACAAGGACAAUCUGAGCAAUCCUCUUUUGUCUUCCAGUGUCACCAACACUCUCAAUAAUCAGGCUCCAGCCUCUAAAACUGCCUCCAAUCUCCACCCAACCAACACUACCACUAAUACUGUAUUUAACCACCUUCACACUCCAUCACACACCACCUCAUCUUCACAAACAUCCAUAUUUACCAACCCAGUGAAUUCCAAACCUCUGGGUUUUGAAAGAAGCUUUAAUUCUGUUCCUUUCCAACCUAAAGCUGCAUCCCGUCUGAUUCCCACAAUCAAAGUUUUCUCUAAAACAGAGCCCAGUCCUGUAUCAACCGCUUCCACCUCUCUCUCUUUCUCAAGAACGUCCCUCCUUACUCCUGCUCCAGCUACUCCUUCCAUCCCCAUCACCAUUCCCUCUCCCUUAACCCCCCCUGCCACACCUAACAUUACCAGCCCGAACUCAGACUCUUCUAGCGCUCAGGAAGGGAAAGAUUUCUCAAGCAGCCAAAAGAGAGAUUCAAAGAAACUUCGCUCAGAGGAAAAACGAGUCAGAAGAGUAACAUGGGAGGACUGUGUGGAUCUGCAGCACUCUGAGCCGAUCAAGAAUCCAGAACUACCUCAAGUCUCAACAAGCCCUCUAUCUUCCUCCAGGUCCUCACCAACCACAAAUACAUAUUCUCUGUGCUCCCCCACAUCCAGGACUUCCAGCAUACAGGCGCUGAAAGGAGGCAAGUACCGAUCCUUUUCAUCCGACGCCGCUGAUUUGGUGUCCAGGGUACAAGACAGAUCUGAGCUAGGAUCUAAUAACCCGCUGAUCUUUGACCAGAAAACACAGGAAGAACCCAGACCCAGACAGGAGAGGACUCUAUCAGUUGAACCUGGCACGGUCCUUUCUUCUGCACCCCUCUCCCUCCCCCCUGACUUUUUAAGUGGUUAUAAGCUUCGAUAUAGCUCCCCACCUUAUUCCACUCUCAUGUCUACAAGGUCAACAACGGGAGAAACUAAGACUGUGACACCCAGAUCACUCUUCCAAAACCCUAUAAACUAUACCCCACAUCUUUCUAAACAAACUGAUUCAGCCGUGACCUCAGAUAUGUCCAAACCCCCUGUGUCAUCCGGCAGCCUCCUCCAGCCCCCUUCCACCCAGCAAAGUUCCAAACUUGGAGUUUCAGAAACAUAUCAAGUCAACAACAAGAACAGCACGAUAUUACUUGUAAAGAACAGAGUAGAUAUUGGCUCCCAGUCUCUGCAGGAAGCUAAAGCACAGACCUCAUCCUCAACAUGUGUAACUGAGACACUGGUUUACUGCGUUCAAUCUAAAGCAGUUACUGAAGCUUCAAAGAACAGCACAUCUAAACUGUUGCAACAAGCUGCAACCACAGCGACAGAAAACAAGUUCAGUCAGAGGCCAAACAAAGUGCAGAGUAAGGAAACCGCAGGUGAACCAGGAAAUCUUUCAGAACAGAGCUCGAGUGGAAGCAGCUCCACAGACAGUCGUUCCACUGAUGAUGGAAGCAGAAAAAUGAAGAACAGUGCACUUUGUAAAAGCAGAUUUUUUUCAGUGGAGAGCAACAAUGAACAAAGCCCAAAGAGAAGUCGCUUUGCUCUGAAGAAAAGUGUCAGCACACCAAACUCCAGUUUAUCAAGGGCAGAGUCUGACAGAACCAACAAGACUUACAACAGAGUGGACCAAGUCCUCAGCAGACUGAGACAAACAUUCAGCACCAGACGGUCUGAUGAUGAGUUAUCGUUUCCUUGGAAAUGGAGGCGAGGCUCCCAAACACUUUCUGUUGGUGGAUUGAGAGAUAUCAGCAGUGACGUACCUGCUGAGACCAAAACUUUAGAAAAGCCAGAGCAGGAGGAGGCAAAGGUUCUGGAGGACACUGAAAAGGAAACACAGAGUACCAAAAGAUGGACACAUAACAGAUACUCCAUCACAACAACCACACCUUUCAGAGGCCCCCUGACAGCAGAAAAGUUUGAUAUUUGGUCAGACGAACUACCUCCAGAAAUCGAUCAAGACCGCCAAAAUGCUUGCAUGGAACACGUGUCUGAAAAAAAACAAAAACAUCUUUUGACAAUUCAUAGCUCAACAACACACAUGUUUAACUCUUACAAAGACAACAGGACAACCACCCAGCUCCUCCCCUGUAGAGAUCCCAGUCCUGGAAGGAGCUCCAACCUCUCAGCUGGAUUUCCUCCUCAAUUCAGGAAGUCCACACCCAGCCCCAGGAGCCCAUUCUCCCCCUUCUCCUCUCUCUCACCUGUCUCGCCGUUUCCCUCCCCCGAGGUUACAGAUGACAAUGUCUUUUACAGCCCAAAGCUUCAGCGCCGCGGAGAAUCCCCUUCACCUGUAGAUCCAAGGGAAGGGAUCAGUCUGAGGGCUUCAAGAAGAAGUCCGGCAUUUACUGGUCCUCCAAGUGCAGGUCCUGGACAGGACAUGGAGUGCUCUGCAUCCUAUGCAGACUUAAAGUACGGCAUCGAGCCUGGGAGGUCAUUUUCUGUGAGUUCAGUACUGUCCAGUCGACCCUCAGGGCCUGGUCGUAUCUCCACCGGGUCAAGGUUCAAGAGUGUGGGUGACCUCUCUGAAUCUGCUUUGACUUCUGGAGGGACAGAAACAGACCCCUGGUCAGUCUCUCCUGAUUGGACCACAGGGUAUGAUUCCCUGCCCAGUAAGGACUGUCUAAUGGCAUAUUUCCCAAGUGACCCCAGUAAAAUGAAAACCAGGUCUCUUCCUCGAUCGCUAACCAGACGUUUGGCUAACUGGAGCUCAGGAAUCUCUCCGUCUGUAACUAUGGCAACCUCAAAGCCGGCCCGCCUGCGGAGCCCAACCUUGAACACCUGCCACUUUUCAUGGGACACAGAGGGUCCUCCAACCCCUCCUCCAACUCCACCCCUGUCCCCAGUGUCCAGACCUAUGUCCAAACUCCCCAGCCUGUCCUCUCCUACCUGUCCCAUCUCAUCAGGACUAAAGAAGGUGGACAGUCCGUCCUCCAGAGGACGUCUGCCCUCCAAAGGUUAUGUUUCCAGCCUCAGCACUUUUGAGGAGUCUUCAGACAGCAGCUCAGACACAACAUCAGACGAUGAAUAUUACUUAGAGACUGGCGAAAAAGAGAAAGAGACUGAAUUGUGAAACAGAAAGUCUUUGGUCCUGGAUUCAGAAACACACACGAGAGUAAAGAAGAGGCAAAGUCUUAAGCGUCAAAGUGACGCCCGUGAGUCACUUUAUGAUGUCAUUGGGGGUGGGUGGGCGCCUGCAUGAUCUGCUGUAUAAGUGGGCGCUGGCGUCUCAAACAGACUUAAAUGAGCAUGCAUGAUAAUGCCAGAGUUUCUAUUGUAAGUGUACAGGUUACUGUCUAGAGCUGCAGAGGUUUCAGAAAUGAUUCAGCUUUGUUGGCAGGGUCAGUGAUGUCACGUAUGUGUAGUUUGAAUGAUCCUGUGAAGUUUGGAUUCAAUCUUCAGGUUUGCAUUUCCUUCUGAUCCGGAACAGUUCAUGCUGAGCUGAUUAAUUAAUAUUUCAUCAUCUCAUUUUUUUGAAUGUUGUAAAGAGAAUAAACUGGACAUGUUUUUGAUUCUUAGAUAAGAGGUGAUCAAAGUGCUCCUCGUGUGAACACGGUGAUAAUCAGAAGUCUUAAAGGGUAUUUUAGGAAUAAAUGUCAUAUUUUCACUAA
Messenger RNA from Labrus mixtus (cuckoo wrasse), 5900 nucleotides. Its product is annotated as mucin-2. NCBI's taxonomy places the organism in Eukaryota, Metazoa, Chordata, Actinopteri, Labriformes, Labridae. The record is from RefSeq and is a predicted model, not a curated record. The transcript has 7 exons. Bases 98 to 5362 code for a protein of 1754 amino acids.